CGUCAUAAAAUUGAUAAACAACCAAUAGCAGAAAAAUUGUAGCUAGUAUUUCAAACCAUGCUGCAAACUAUGGAUUCGUUUCAUUUCGUAGAUUUCUCACAGUUUCUCACCGUCAGCCAUGGCCGAUGAUUCUGAAUUCGCCGGUAAAGUUCCUCCGAAUGCUGGUUCUCAAGGGUUCAACCCAGGCUUAAUAGUUCUACUUGUUGUUGGUGGGUUGCUAUUGACAUUCCUGAUUGGAAACAUUGUGCUCUACACUUAUGCACAGAAGAUCAUUCCUCCUAGGAAAAAGAAGCCUGUCUCAAAGAAGAAGAUCAAAAAGGAGAGACUGAGGCAAGGAGUCUCUGCACCUGGAGAGUAGAGGCAAUGGACUCAAAUGUUCUAUAAAUUGUGGAUUACCCUGUACUUUUAAAAGACCGUGUGUUCUCUGGUAUUUUAAGUUAAUUUUCAUGUUUCCAUCAUGUAUGUUUUCAUGUUUCCAUCGUGUACGUUUUUGGAGAAAAUUUAAUAUUAGUCAGUGCUUUAGCAACGUA
Lathyrus oleraceus (garden pea) is the source of this 530-nucleotide messenger RNA. RefSeq names its product DNA-binding protein S1FA3. Gene Ontology annotation, molecular function: DNA binding. Lineage: Eukaryota; Viridiplantae; Streptophyta; Magnoliopsida; Fabales; Fabaceae. The coding region runs from base 119 to 358 and encodes 79 amino acids. The transcript has 2 exons. The record is from RefSeq and is a predicted model, not a curated record. Gene Ontology annotation, cellular component: nucleus. Gene Ontology annotation, biological process: regulation of DNA-templated transcription.